Apis florea (little honeybee) is the source of this 3796-nucleotide messenger RNA. RefSeq lists its product as uncharacterized. NCBI's taxonomy places the organism in Eukaryota, Metazoa, Arthropoda, Insecta, Hymenoptera, Apidae. The record is from RefSeq and is a predicted model, not a curated record.
CGCUUCGACCGUGAACGCGGUAGGACCGGUAUUAUUUAUAUGGCGUAAAUUCUAUAUUGCUUCAAUUUAUCAUUUAUUUAAUGUUUUAAAAAAUCUAAUAACGUGAUUAUACACCGAUACGAAAUAAUAAAUACGCGUUCGAUUCGUAAAAAAUCCUCGGGUUUUUUUGUGCAUAUAUAUAUAUACAUGACGGUUAAGUGACACGCAAACAGGUGCACCUAUCGCAUAGCACAAGAAACGAAUCACGGAGGUCGUUGCACGUAAUAUCUACCAAUAGACAAUUCGCGAGUACGAUCUAUGUCUACAAUUAUAUAGUAACGGAUUUUUCUCUUAUACGAUUUCUACUUGUCAUCAAGAAUCUGCUAUUGUCUUCAAAGAGAAAUCAAACUAGUGUCUUCGUUACUUGUCAUCGUAUCGAUUUUAUCCUCGAAGGAGGAGGAACAAUUUGAAGAAUAAAAAGACACUCUUAUGGGCGUCUAAGCACACUGAACGUUCAAUACUCGGCGAGAGUUUGUUCUUCGAAGCAAGAUGAGAAAACAAUCGUACGGCUCGAAUUUGAACACUGUGGGAAGCUGUGGCGAGCCACAGAUCAUCGUGGAGGAAAGCACGCUGGGAGAAGAGGAAGCGGAAUGGCGGAGGAACGAAUCGCCUCCCCGAUGCAUGGAUCCCGAUUCGCCAUCCUUGAAUCCUUAUCUAUUGUCCCCCUGGAGAGAGGCAAGGAAGCAUUCUCUACCGACUCCGCAAUGCACUUCCGGGAUAACCGCGUCACAGGUGAGACGACUGAGCGAACGUGGCGGGGAAUCAGGACCAUCCGCGAGGGAGGCCGCUUUCCUGUCCACCCUCUCUCAAGCGCCAGCUCCUCAGCCGGGUGGGCGAAGGCAUUCGGUCGUUACCAUCUCCAGAGUGCCGCAGACCCUGUUCAGCCGUAAUCGUCGUGAAUCAAUCGCCGCUUUUCCACUCGGAGGCGCGACCAGAAUAUUGCCGAGCCGUCGAGAUUCGGAAUCCAGAAUGGGUGGACCACCGAGCAAUACCGGGAGCUCGCAUAAUCUUCAAUUAGAUAUUAUGGACGAUAUCGCGGAGAUGAAAGCGAAGAAGGUGCUGUUAAAGAUGUACAAGACGUCGACGGAACAAGUGUGCGAGAUCCAGCCACUGGAAGGUAAUAGCUCGACUCAACGCUACACCCAAUAUCCGAAACGACGAUUCUCUGAAAUGCCCGCACCUUCCGUGUCACCGACCGCCUCUAUCCGAAGACGGGCCUCUGAAGUGGCGAGAGCCACGAGUGCUUCUGUUUCCGGCGCUGCGGGCAUCGUGUGCUCCAAUACCGAUCUGAUAUCGAUCCUGAGCUCAUUGGCCUCUUCCGCGACCGAGAUCAACCGAUGCGGCGAAGAAGGAUCGCGCGAGGAGAGCAAGUCGAGUUGGUCCGGGAAGACGGGUGAACAGAAACGAAGUCGAUUGAAAAGUUUUCGUUCCAACAGUUUCGACGUGUCCAUUCUUCACGGGGCGAAAAGCAAGCUGGCCGGAUCCUCGAAGGCUGCAGCUUCGACCAUCAUGGCUCCGUCGAAUUGGUUCACCAAGAGACAUCAACCGAUGUCGAAGAAACAGAAGCCGGAAGAUUUAAUCACGGCUAGUUUGAACUUCAAGUUCGAUAAAUCGAAGGUCGUGAAGGCGGUUAAGGAGACGUUAGGCAAAACGUCUCCUAGUAUCGAUAUCAGGCACAAAGUCGUAUGGGAUGACACCAGUGGAACGAAGGUGGACGCUCAGGUUUUGGGUAGCGCAAUUGAAAAAAUUUUAACGGCGCAAAGAGGAAAUGACGCGGAAGCAACCGGAUCGAGCAGCAAACCCUCGGUAUCUCCGAACAAACCAAGAUCAAGUAAAGUGACGAGUUGGUUUUCGAGUACCAAAGACCAAGAGCAAACCGAAUCCUGCGAACCAUCUAUUUGUUCUUCUUUAAAAGAUCUAUUCGUCAAGUAGUAUGGAAAUACAAACACGGGUCUCGCUCGUUUGAUUAACGCUUCUUCGUUUAAGAAUUUAUUCAAAGAUUAACACGACCUAAUAGAUAAUUGACCAUUUCAUUUAAUUCAAGCUAAUAAACUACGUAUAUUUUCUUUUUUUUCCAUACUUCUUUGCUAUACUUCUAAGAGAUAUUGUCUUAUCAUUUUUAUCAAUUUUAAUAUUCUAAUAUUCAUAAUAUUCCAAAUAUCUAUUAAUGAAAAUUUCAGAAUAUUUUCUAUUGUAUUUUUAUUCCUUUUUUUUCGUUCCAUAUUACAUUCAUAGAUUCUCAUUAACGUCAUAAUUAUAUUAUAAUUAUUUUAUAUAUUUAUUAAUACUUAAUUAUCUUUGUUAUUAAAAAUGUUUUUAAUUUUAUUGAAAUUUUACAGUUGGUACAGAUGAAUGAAACAAAUUCAUUGACAUUGCGGGAUCCAUGGUCAAAAAUUAGAUAUAAAAAUCUAUAAAACAUCGUAGAUCUAAAUAUUUCAAUGGAUGCAACUUUCAACAAGUAAAUGUGGACAAAAGUUUAAUCAUCUUCUAUAUUUAAAUAAAUUAUAAUAUUCAAAAUAUAAUUAAGCAAAAAUUCGAAGCUAAAAUUUCGAAAUAUAAUUAAAAAAUAUGUCGUAUAAUAAAUGUUAUAUGAUAUUCCAUAAAUAAAAAAAAGUAUUGUUUUUUUUAUGAGAAGAAUUAAAUAUAAAGCAGAUUGUUAUUCAACGAUAUGACCGUUUCGAAAUUAAAAUAUUUCGAUCAUAUAUGUGUAUAGUGUAUCCCGUAUAAAAAGAUCAUUCAAUCAUAAUACAAUUUUUUAUUUAUGAAUAUGAUUUCAACCCUAAAAAAUUAUAUUUACAAAAAAAAAAAGAUAAAUUAUUUAAUUUGAUUUUUUUAAUAAAAUUUUUAAUAAAAUUUUUAUAAAUUAGUUCAUAAAUAAUUAAAUAUAUUAGCCUUAAUCAAAUUUUCAAAUUUCAAAUUUUUUUAAAAAUCACCUUUUAAUAAGUUAAAAUAAUAUACGAAUUCUUUAAUCGAGAAAUGAUAUAUAUUUUUAUCAAUAAAAGUCUUAAAAAUUGUACAAUUUUAAAUCAACUUUAAAAGCAGUAGAUCUGUCUUUAGACAUUGACAAAUUUAAUUGUCUUUUCCAGUAGUAAAAUUCAAAUAAUAUAUUAAAAACGGCAGUAAUAUUUGUUAUAUAUCCACAGAUAUGGAUACUGAAGCACAAUAAAAAAAAUCAAUAAAUAUAAUGGUUAAAGAAUGAUUAAAAAAUUCUCAUUCUUAAAUUCAAUGCUUAAUGAUAUCCUUCUUUCAUCAAAUAAAAUCUUAAAAGAAUGUUGUUGAAAGAAAAUGUAAUGCGUGUAUUUAUUUGCCUUUGCGGGUCGAAGGCUCAACAAAUAAUUGUAAUAUAAUAUAUAAAUGCGCAUACAUAUAAAUAUGUAUAAUUGUGUGUAUAAAAAUUUACAUAUACAUACUUUUAAUAACGACUUAAUUUAUAUUGUAAAAUCGUAGAUCUGUAGAUCUGUAGAUCAUCAGAAUAUGAGUGAUAUUUAUGUUACGUCAUGGACAUACUAUCGUUAUACUUUAAAAAUAUAAUCGAGGAAACAAACAAUAAGCAAAUAAUUAUGGCAAUUUUAUUAAUAUACAAAUGUUAAAAAGAAAUGAAAAUGGAUUUUGCUGAAUAAUAUGUAAAUGUUUCAUUAAAUAUGACUGUUACGUACAUGUGUGGCUACCUGUACGAAAUAACGUUGAUAUAAUACUCAUAUUGUAUUUAUGGUUUCACCUUUCACAGAAUUAAUAAAAUCUACAAAAGUUUAAUCUA